CGGUUCUGUUGGUGCUCACAUAGUGACGCUUGCCUUAACCUCAUUAUUGACUGUUACAAUUCAAAAUAACAAAAUGACCAAAAAACGCAAGUUUUCGUCAAAUUUGGGCUCAAUUAAGGUGGAAGUGAAGGAGGAGAACGUCCUGGGCAAUGACUACUUGAUGGCCAAGGGCCGCCUCAAAGGCGUCCUCAAGCAACUAACUGAGAAAAGUGACUCCGACAGCGACUCGUCCGAUGAACGGAGUUCCAAAUACGAAAAUCGCAAACGUAAAGGCGACUCUGUCCUAACCCCCUACCGCCACACCUACGUUAUGAAAUUAUUCGACAGAAGCGUAGAUUUGGCCCGGUUUGAGGAGGACACUCCCUUGUACCCCAUUUGCAGGGCUUGGAUGCAGAACCAGCCCCGAAAUCCGCAAUCAAUCGUUAAGCGCCGAUUAUCGUCACCUGAACCUAAUGAAUUUAACUGGAAUACGAGCAUGAUCACAGACUUGCACAGGUUGCCGCCCCCUAUAGGUCCCGUGGUCAGUAGAAUCCCAUCACCUUUGCCUGAACAAACGGAACAAAACAAGGAUAAUAUAAAUUUGAAUUAUGAGGAAUGUCCACCUGUUCCCAAAGAUAUCUUGAUCAGGAAUCACCUGCAAAGGUGGGUCAAGGUCAAGAAGAAGUGGAUUGACACUGCGGUUAAAAACGAGGAACGGUAUCAUUUGAGCACGCAAAUGCUCCAAACUAUUUACAAUAAGGCACAAGAAGCAAUGGAAUAGUUUUUAACACUUGGAAUUUUAUUGUAUUGUGUGUUGUAAUGAAAGUAGUGAUUUUGUCAACGCAUUUAAUAAACCAUUUUACAACAAAA
Tribolium castaneum (red flour beetle) is the source of this 849-nucleotide messenger RNA. RefSeq names its product Myb-interacting protein 40 (gene mip40). Bases 74 to 760 code for a protein of 228 amino acids. The transcript is spliced from 5 exons. Gene Ontology annotation, biological process: negative regulation of transcription by RNA polymerase II. NCBI's taxonomy places the organism in Eukaryota, Metazoa, Arthropoda, Insecta, Coleoptera, Tenebrionidae. Gene Ontology annotation, cellular component: transcription repressor complex; Myb complex. The record is from RefSeq and is a predicted model, not a curated record.